Daldinia vernicosa is the source of this 1767-nucleotide messenger RNA. RefSeq names its product cytochrome c/c1 heme-lyase. The transcript has 3 exons. The record is from RefSeq and is a predicted model, not a curated record. Gene Ontology annotation, cellular component: mitochondrion. The coding region runs from base 202 to 1212 and encodes 336 amino acids. Lineage: Eukaryota; Fungi; Ascomycota; Sordariomycetes; Xylariales; Hypoxylaceae. Gene Ontology annotation, molecular function: holocytochrome-c synthase activity. Gene Ontology annotation, biological process: cytochrome c-heme linkage.
GCCUUAUAGGAACCGACGCGGCAAAUAAAAAAAAAGUUAUUGAAGUUGAAGGCGAUAAGCCAAGCCCCUCAGCGACAGACAUUUGAAUUGAAAUUCUACUUUCAAUUCAUAUCCCAUACUAUUUCGCACGCCUCAAAACAUCAUAGGAUUUUCCUUUAACCUUUAAUUAUAUUAUUUUAUCCCUCAACUUUAAUCAUCGUCAUGGGUUGGUUUUGGGCAGACGGUCCUCAGGUCAAUGCCCAAUCGCGACCUUUAUCGCAUCGAUCCUUUGGAUCCCAAGAUGGAGGGCGUACACCCCCUCCAGGUUGUCCCAUGCAUAAACACCAGAAGUCAGCCGAUGCCUUGACUUCUCCCCCAGCUGUCUGUCCAGUGAAGCAUACUCGCGAUGCGACUGAAUCUCCCUCGGCAUGCCCUGUCCCUCACGAGUCUAGGGGCGACUGGAAAGAAGAGCGCGAUUCACAAUCGACAUUUUCGAAACUAAACCCUCUAAAUUACAUGUUUCGCGACCUUUCGCAAGCACCGGCUCCGGGCCAAAUACAAGUUCUCCCCACCGAUCGAGAACCUUCAACUAUUCCCAGAGGCGAUGGCGACGGUAAUUGGGAAUACCCGUCUCCUCAGCAGAUGUAUAACGCUCUCCUCCGUAAGGGUUACACAGACACAGAUGUUACUGCGGUGGAGAGCAUGGUGAGUGUGCACAAUUUCUUGAACGAGGGAGCAUGGGCCGAAAUCAUGGAUUGGGAAAAGCGAUUCGCGGGAGGUCUAUAUAAGGGAUGGCGCUUGUGCAGCCAUGGUGAACAGAACUUUGAGAAUAUGGCGAAAAAAUACGGAUACGAGAAAGAAAUAGAAAAUUUGAGCCCGAGCCUUGUUAGGUUCCAAGGGCGACCGAAGGACAUGACACCGAAGGCUACCAUGUUCCAAGUAAUGGGUUGGAUAUACCCUGCAGCAUUUAAUACUGAGCCACCCUUCGAUCGACACGACUGGUAUGUAUCCCGAGAUACGAACGGCCAACGGAAAGAAGUUCGUUACAUUAUCGACUACUACUCUGGACCACCCGAGCCUACGGGGGAGCCAGUAUUCUUCCUUGAUGUUCGACCUGCCAUGACACCAAGUGGAGCGGCUGAGAGGGCAUUAAGAUGGGGAUGCGACGUGUGGUGGAAGGCUAUAGGAGGUGAUGCCCGCGAGGAAGAAAAAAUGAGGAAGAUGAAAGGGUAAAGCAGGUAUAUAUGUGACGACUACGACUAUAAUUCAUGUCGAUUAGGCACGGAGUUUUGGGUUACCUUUCGGGAUGUACUAUAAGGGAAGGCUCAACGAUUCUUACGGCACAUGGCGACGCAUCAUGACGCCUCGAAUUCACGAAGUUCUUGUUUUUCUCUGUAUCAUACCUAGUUCGCAGGCUCUACCUACCAUCCCCUCUUCAGAAAAAGAGUAGGAGUAAUAGACGACAUGUCUACAUGAUAGACAAACUCCAACAAACAUCCUAUAUGUCUAUCUUUAAUUGAUACAGCACGAAGCCUACGAGUUGAGAAUGACGUGGUAGACGUAAAUACCGUGUUGUGCGUCUUCCCCCGGCAACGCCUUUAUGUCGCCGGUAGAGAGGUACUAAUAAACCGGGUAAAUUGUCGCGGCAUAUUAAUUCUUUGGGUAUUAUAAUAGAGUGUGAUCUUUGCCUCCGAUUCUAGACACAUGCUAGAAUUGCAAGAAUUUAUUAAUAACAAGUAGCUAUUACUAUAAAUGACAUUCCAAUCCCUUGGCUUGUCGAUUCCCCGC